This is a messenger RNA of Epinephelus lanceolatus (giant grouper), 3395 nucleotides long. Lineage: Eukaryota; Metazoa; Chordata; Actinopteri; Perciformes; Serranidae. The record is from RefSeq and is a predicted model, not a curated record.
AUGACCAAUAUGCUGACGGCAGUAAACAAGAAAGCAGUCCUGAGUGCUUGCAAGGAGGCAGAGGUCCAGCAGCAGCUGUUGGUGGUUAAAGAAGAGGUUCCCCCUGAGCAGCAGGAGUGGAGCUCCAGUGUGGACCAGGAGGACCCAGAGCCCCCACACAUUAAAGAGGAAGAGGAGGAACUGUGGAGCAGUCCGUCAGAAGCACAUUUCCAACCUGAACUUGACACCAAGACGUCACACUCUUUGGAGUUAAAGACUGAUCUCAGUAAUGAUGAUGAUGAUGAUGAUGAUGGUUGGAUGGAGAACAGAGAACCUCAGUCGGUUUUAAACUCCCUGAAGAUUAUCAAAGUCCCUGCCGGCGGUACGAGAAUUAGAGCCAGUAAAAAGACUUACAGCUGCUCUGAGUGUGGGAAGAUCUUUGGCCGCAGUCCGCACCUGAAGAUCCACAUGAGGACACACACCGGAGAGAAACCAUUCAGCUGCCCCUUCUGCGGGAAGAGCUUCACCCAGAAAGUCAACCUGACCUAUCACAUGUCCAUCCACACGGGUGAGAAACGUUUUAGCUGUCAUUUCUGCAACGAAAGAUUCACCUGGUACACUCAGCUCAAGAGUCACCAGUGCACCUGUGAGUCCUCUCAGCAUCACCAGAGUCAGAUAGAGGACAGCAGAGAUGCAGAGACGGGAGAGAAGUCGUUCAGCUGCUCCGAGUGCGGGAAGAUCUUCAGCCGCAAGGACAACCUUAACAUCCACAUGAGGAUCCACACCGGAGAGAGACCGUUCAGCUGCUCCGUCUGCGGGAAGAGUUUUAAACAUGGAGGACAUCUGACACAGCACAUGUCUGUCCACACCAAAGAGAACAGGUUCGGCUGCGACAUCUGCGGCAAGAGGUUCACUUGGCUUUAUCAGCUCAAGAGACACAAGUGUGGCGGAGAGUCUGCUCAGCGUCCUAAACUGUGGGGCAGCCAGGACCAGCCAGGAGAGUCCAUGCUCAGUCCUUUUCCCAUGAAGAGUGAGGAUGAUGAAGAUGAACCUCAGUCCUCACAGGUAGAAACAGAAGCUGAUGGAGACCACUGUGGAGGAGUACACCCAGUGCCUGGAGGAGAAGUAGGCCCAGUGCCCGGAGGAAGAGUACGACCAGUGUCCAUAGACUCUUCUGAAGCCUACUCAGAGGACUGUGGAGGACCAGAACCAGCCAGGAACUCACAUCCAGAUUUACAACCAGACACUGGUGCCAAGGCCGGAGAAUUUCGGGACUGUACCUGGACGGAGACCAGAUCAAACUCCACUGGCAGGAAAACCUUCAGCUGCUCCGACUGCGGGAAAAUAUUUGGCCGUAAGGAACACCUGCAGACUCACAUGAGGAUCCAUACUGGAGAGAGACCAUUCAGCUGCUCCGACUGUGGAAAAACCUUCGGCUGCAAGCGGUCGCUGCUGGGCCACAUGACGAGUCACACAGGAGAGAAACCAUUUAGCUGCUCUCAGUGUGGGAAGAGAUUCGGCCGGAUGGUGAACCUGAAGACUCACGAGAGACUCCACACGGGGGAGAGACCGUUCAGCUGCCCAUUUUGCAGUAAAGGUUUCACGCAGAAGGUUCACAUGACUCAACACAUGGCUGUCCACACGGGAGAGAAACAGUUCAGCUGCAGCAUUUGUGACAAAAAGUUCACGUGGCUUUCGGGGUUUAGGCGACACAAGUGCGGUGGCGAGCAGCAGGAGCUCGACGAGAGCCAAACGGAGGACAACUUGGAGACAGAACCGGGAGGGAAACCGUUUCGCUGCUGGCAGUGUGGCAACAGAUUCAACCACAAGCACAACUUGAAGGCUCACAUGAGGAUCCACACGGGGGAGAAACCCUUCAGCUGCUCCAUUUGCGCUAAAGGCUUCACAGCAAGCGGUGCUCUGAAGAAACACCUGAGGACGCACUCGGGAGAGAAACCAUUCAGCUGCUCUGUCUGUGGCGUCAGAUUCACACAGGGCGGGAACCUGAAACGACACAUGGUUCAGCACACAGGGGAGACUAGAGAGAAACCCUUCAGCUGCUCCAUCUGUGGGAGAAGCUUCACGCAGGUGUCUAACAUGAAGCGACACAUGGUGCAACAUGCCGCUGCUGAGACAGGAAGUGAAGCUGUGCGCGGUCCGGACGUGAUGCAGGAUAAGAGUUCAUCACUGCUGACUGAUCGUCGAUAGAGACAGAACUGUUUCAGAAAUCACAUGGACUAUUUUCUACGUUAAUUGAUUGAUUGUUAAAUCUGGGAAAUGUUGACAAUCAGAUGUUCCAGGACACAAAGAGAUUUAGUGUGUUACCACAGAAAAAUUAUUUGUCUAUCAGAGUACUUGAAUGUCUUAUCCAGGGGCGUCAAACGUACGGCAAUUCAUGCUUAUCAUGUCUGCUAGCAGUGUUAGCAAGGAAGCUAACCAACUACAGCUCAACAGUAAUGUAGCAGAACGCUAAUUUCUGUGGUCAUAUCAACUAACCAGUCCCCUCCAGGAACACGUGAUGUUGUGAUCACAACAAGUAACGCAAAUUCAAUCUACCGCCAAACUUAUUCGGAGAACGGCACAAACUGGCGGAGCACAGACGAGACGAAUCACCAUGACAGAAGCUGUCACAUCCAGAAUGUACGUUCAAUUAAAUGUGUGCGGUUGGAAGUAACGUUAGUUUGUUGGCGCCAGAGCACCGACAGCAAGUAGUUGCCAAGACCCUCUCGACGCAGCCCCCGAAGCUGGUUUCACCUACAUGUAUGAAAUAUGUAUUGAAAUAUAUAUUUAUUAGGCUCCAGGUUUAGGUGUCAUGGUGAUAGCGCCACCCACUGGCAUCGUUUCAUCACAACUUUCAUUACAAUUUUUGUUAGGACGCAACUAUCCCGAAAAAAGCUGCUGCGAAAUACUGAAGGGACUGGCUAAUGCUAACACUAGUGAAACCAUAUAGUGAUGUUAAUUUGUGUUACAGUGAAUAAUGCCUUCAUCGAGCUGACAGGAAGCUAGCAGCAGACUAAGCAAAGUUGGCGGGAUGAUGUGUGACUAUGUUCUGUUUUCAAAAUAAGGUGUUAUGGAAAUGUGAUUGAUUGGAUUAUAUUAAGAGGAAGUGUAAAAUGAUUUUUUUUUUUUAAGAUAUUUUUUGGGCCAUUUGGCCUUUAAUGGACAGGACAAGUAAGUGUGAGAGGGGGAGAGAGAGAGGGGGGAUGACAUGCAGCAAAGGGCCACAGGCUGGAGUCGAACCCGUGCUGCUGCGGCAACAGCCCUUUACACGGGGCACCUGCUCUACCACUAAGCCACCGACGCCCCGAAUUAUUAAUUAUAAAUUAAAAAGUAAAAACCACGAACGCGCAACAGACAUGUCUUUAUUCUGUGAUUUUUGUUUUGCUGGAAAUAAAAAUAAAAAAUAUUUUUCCUGA